AACUCAGUUCAGCACACAGUUUGGACACUUAUAUUACCAAAAUUUCUGUUAAAAUUAUUUGAUAAAAAAUUAUUCAGUUCAAUCAUGUUCAAAGUGCGCAGCUUGGCGCUCAUGAAAUUGAGUGAAGGCGUUUUCGGCGCACGACUAAUGGCCAAAUCGCCGAAGGAUUCGGGCAAGGAUUCUUGCAAGGGUGCCGAUUCCAAAAAGAAGAAAGACAAAAAGAAGAAGGAUAUGUGUGGCAGAACUGUUGUUCCCACUUCACCACGUUGCAAAAACAAACCCGGCGGCUCAGACAAAUCCAAAGAUGAGUGCAAGAAAAAGUAGCAGAGUUCGAAUAAAUCAUUUCAGCCCCUUAAACAAAAUCACAGCAGGCCUUUAAACAAACUUCAAGCUGCUUUGGCCUAAGUCAAAAUUAAAGUUACAAAAGAAAAAAAAACCAUGUCCCGACUUUUGCUGCAGUGCCGCAGAACUUUGCUGAUCCUUCGCCAUCAAACGGCGGUGGAAAAUGAGAAAGGACUCUUUGGCAAACUGCUGGGAAAGUGCCAGUCCUUUGGCAAGGAUGAAAAGGAUCUUGGCCAGCAGGAGGAGGAGGAAUCAAAGAGAUCUUAGUUAGGAAAUUCAAAUGUCUGCAGCUAAAGAAGCUACCCCGUUCCCAUUGAAGAUCAUAUAAUGGGCAGCAAAUUACCAUAUUGUUGCCGGAGAUCCCAGAUGAAUCGGGUCCAUUUUACGGGCAGCUCAUAAAACGGAUCGUGCACAGACAUUAUAAAGCCAUAAAGCAUCAACUAAAAUCGGUCAAAAAUAGCUUUGGAGGGGCACAGGCGAUGGCCAGACUUAGACAAGUGAUACAACAUCCAUUUCCCUGGUCGGUUUACGAUGUCUGAAAAUGCCAGGCAUCGAAAUUCGACGGCGAAGGGCAGAAUGACCAGCAGCGAGAUGUAUCUAAAUUUGAAGCGAACCAAAUUGUUAGAUAAAAGCAAUUGUUUCUCACUG
Molecule: messenger RNA, 990 nt
Organism: Drosophila melanogaster (fruit fly)
Lineage: Eukaryota; Metazoa; Arthropoda; Insecta; Diptera; Drosophilidae
Exons: 3
Coding region: 439-609 (56 amino acids)
Source: RefSeq, marked reviewed